CUUGCUAGUUUGCGGCCGGACUUGGAAGCGGCGGAGGCGGUGGCUGCGGCUGUGAGGGCGUGGAGAAGGGUGGGGUGAGUGGGCGAGGCCGCGACGAGGGCGGCGAAGUUCUCCUCCCCUGGGCCCUUCCGCGUGGGUCGGCGUGGACGUGUGUUUGGAGGGAUGUCCGCCUUUUCCGAGGCGGCGCUGGAGAAGAAGCUGUCGGAAUUGAGCAACUCGCAGCAGAGCGUGCAGACCUUGUCCCUGUGGCUCAUCCACCACCGCAAGCACUCGCGGCCCAUCGUCACGGUGUGGGAGCGGGAGCUACGGAAAGCCAAACCCAACAGAAAGCUUACUUUUCUCUACCUAGCCAACGAUGUCAUUCAAAACAGCAAAAGGAAGGGGCCGGAGUUUACAAAAGAUUUUGCACCAGUUAUAGUGGAGGCUUUUAAGCAUGUUUCAAGUGAAACUGAUGAAAGUUGUAAGAAGCACCUUGGGAGAGUGUUAUCUAUUUGGGAAGAAAGAUCUGUUUAUGAAAAUGAUGUAUUAGACCAACUUAAGCAAGCUCUGUAUGGUGAUAAAAAGGCUAGGAAGCGAACUUACGAACAAAUAAAGGCAGAUGAAAAUGAAAAUUGUUCCUCUCUGGGAUCUCCAAGUGAACCACCACAGACUCUAGAUCUCGUUAGAGCAUUACAAGACUUAGAAAAUGCAGCUUCAGGUGAUGCAGCAGUUCAUCAGAGGAUAGCUUCUUUGCCUGUCGAAGUCCAAGAAGUAUCCCUACUAGAUAAAAUAACAGAUAAAGAGUCUGGAGAAAGGCUUUCUAAAAUGGUAGAGGAUGCUUGUAUGUUGCUGGCAGAUUAUAAUGGCAGAUUGGCAGCAGAAAUAGAUGAUAGGAAGCAACUCACUCGAAUGUUAGCCGAUUUUCUUCGUUGUCAAAAGGAAGCCCUUGCAGAGAAAGAGCAUAAACUGGAAGAAUACAAGCGCAAGUUAGCCAGAGUUUCCCUGGUGCGCAAAGAACUUAGGUCCCGGAUCCAGAGCCUACCAGAUUUAUCUCGAUUGCCCAAUGUCACUGGCAGCCACAUGCAUCUGCCCUUUGCGGGGGACAUCUACAGUGAAGAUUGAUGGCCGUUCUCUUUCCAAGGGCCAGGACUUUGCAAGAGAUGGAGACAAGUUAGGUGGACAGUCCUGUAGCAUUAUUUUUGUAUACUGUUGAGAGUGAUGCUAACAAAAGAAACAAAUAAUUUAUAAAGUUGUUUAAAAUGUUGGUUUGUUUACUAUUUUAUUAGUAAGUUAAACAUAACUUAGUUUAAAUAAAGUGAUGAUCUCUGUGAAUUAAUAAGCUCACAAAUAGUGAUUAUUUUCAAAA
Octodon degus (degu) is the source of this 1345-nucleotide messenger RNA. It is a transcript of the gene Rprd1a, whose product is annotated as regulation of nuclear pre-mRNA domain containing 1A. NCBI's taxonomy places the organism in Eukaryota, Metazoa, Chordata, Mammalia, Rodentia, Octodontidae. Gene Ontology annotation, molecular function: RNA polymerase II C-terminal domain binding. Gene Ontology annotation, biological process: mRNA 3'-end processing. Bases 163 to 1101 code for a protein of 312 amino acids. The record is from RefSeq and is a predicted model, not a curated record. Gene Ontology annotation, cellular component: RNA polymerase II, holoenzyme. The transcript has 7 exons.